AUGAGUGAGAUUAUACCACAAGCAAGAGGGUUUUUAGUAACAUCGCAACCCGAGAAGGCAUUGGAAAUACUUACGCCGCACAUCGCGUCCAAUGCCAAAUCACCGGAAUUUCUUGCUAUAUUAGGAGAAGCAUUACUUGAGAAUAACGAUUUACAACAAGCAUAUGAGGUGCUAAUACAAGCGUGUGAACUAGAUUCUGAUGCGGCUUUGGGAGUUGAAAAGUUCCUUUACUUGGGACAAAUUAUUGGUGGUGCUGAUGGGUUGAAUUAUGUAAACACAGGAUUGAAUAGAUUGAAUGAAAUUUUGACUAGCAUAAGUCAAGACGGGGGUGUAACACGGGAGGAAUUGGUGAAAGGAGGGUACAAGGACAUAAAUGAGUACAAGACUUGGGCUAUUAAGAAGUUGAAUUCGGGAAUAUUCGCCAGUAUUGAGAUUUGGAUGACUGAUUUAUGUAUGGAACCAGAAGCAGAGUCAAAAUGCAAUGAGUUGAUUGAGUUUAGCUUGUCGAUAGAUCCAACUAACCCAGAGUCCCUUUCGAUCUUAUCGUCAAUUCGAAUUUCGCAACAACGCCAACAAGAGGCCGUUGAAGCGUUGCAAAGAUCAUGGGAAUUAUUCAAAUUGCAAAAGACCAAAUUGGAGGAUUUCGCUAAUAAGAAAGAGGAAGAAGAAAGUAGCUCUGGUGGUGAUGCAUUUGAAGUCGGUAUGGAGUAUGUUGAAUUGAUUCAACCAUUGAUUACAUUAUCUCGGUAUGCCAUUGAAUUGGAGCAAUACGACACUGCCAUUGAAAUUGCAUCCAAUGUACAAGACAUCAAUGAUAGUAUACUAGAUGCUUUCUAUAUUGAAGCUUUGGCAAACUUAUUCAAAGCGAAACAAACCUCAUUUGCAAACACUGGCCAAGCAAACGAUGAAGAGUUUGAUUAUCGUGAGGUGGAAGUAUCUCAAUUGAAAGACACGUCUGAAAUAAAACAACUUUUGGCGGACACGCGAUCCAUUUUGACGUCGGCCUACAAAAUAAGCAAUAGCGAAUAUGGAGCUGAGAAUGAUCCUGUUCUUGUUGAACAAGUGAAUGAAUUGUUGAAUCUGCUAGGCGGACCAAUCAUGAGCGAAUUGAUGCCAAAGAGAGACAAUUUGGAUGAUGCAGAAGUUGCCAACUGGGAGACGGAGAUUGUUUCAGAUGAUGAAUAA
This is a messenger RNA of Lodderomyces theae, 1185 nucleotides long. RefSeq lists its product as uncharacterized. Gene Ontology annotation, molecular function: protein binding. NCBI's taxonomy places the organism in Eukaryota, Fungi, Ascomycota, Pichiomycetes, Serinales, Debaryomycetaceae. The transcript has a single exon. The coding region runs from base 1 to 1185 and encodes 394 amino acids. The record is from RefSeq and is a predicted model, not a curated record.